Messenger RNA from Macrosiphum euphorbiae (potato aphid), 384 nucleotides. The record is from the annotation of a GenBank genome assembly. NCBI's taxonomy places the organism in Eukaryota, Metazoa, Arthropoda, Insecta, Hemiptera, Aphididae.
AUGUUUAAAUGCGAACAGUGUCCGUCCACGUUUACACGUAAAGAUACUUUAGUGAGACAUGGAAAAACUCAUACCGGUAUUCAUUUUCCAUGCACUAUAUGUCAAUCAACAUUCGCCUACAAAACCAGUCUCACCAAACAUUUGAAAAAUGUUCAUGAUAUCGUACCAGCUCUUCGCCAACCAUAUGCGCAGCUCGACCAACCGCCUGCACCGAUUGUUGCCCAACAAAGUGUCAUACAGUUCGCACUAUCGUCUACUCCACAGGGUCAUAUUCAAAUCGCGCCGCAGAUAUUUGUCCCCGAUGUUUCUGCUGGUGGCUCGAACAUGAUGUCCGAGGACGAGAUUUGCAUGGCAGCUAUGGAUGAAUAUGAGGAUACAGGUUAG